AUGCCCGUUGAGUUCAUCAGCCUCACGUUCCCCAAUGCUUCCACGGAGCUCAAGCCAAUCCCAAACGCAAGGAUUGAUCCAGAGUACCUGGAACGGUACGCACGAAACCUAGAUGACUAUGGCUUCAACUACACACUAGUGCCGUACGACUCAUCUUACUUUGACCCCUGGACAAUCGGAGCGACUAUCGCGGCCAAGACGAAGAGACUCAAAAUCAUCAUCGCUCUGCGCCCCAACACAUUGUACCCCACUGUGGCAGCAAGGGCUCUCGCAACAUUGGACCAACUUAGCUCCGGUCGUGCGGUCGUUCACUUCAUCGCCGGAGGCAGUGAUGCUGAACAAGCGAAGGAGGGCGAUUUUCUGACGAAAGAGCAACGGUACGCGCGACUGGAGGAAUAUAUCCGAAUUCUCCGUCGAGCGUGGGAUUCCCCUGAUCCAUUUGAUUGGGAUGGCACAUAUUACCAGUUCAAGCAGUUCACCAAUAAGGUACGGCCCAUUAACAAGACGAUCCCCGUCUCUGUGGGUGGUUCAUCCGAUGAUGCCUACCGAAUUGGCGGUGCUCUAGCAGAUAUUUUCGGCCUAUGGGGAGAGCCUUUGAAAGAAACUAAGCAACAAAUCGACAAGAUCUACGCGGCAGCUGAGAGCGCCGGUCGCUCUGACCGUCCUCGCAUCUGGGUAACCUUCCGGCCGAUCAUCGCAGAGACAGACGAGCUGGCCUGGGCCAAGGCUUACCGCACUUUAGAUGCUCUCAAGGCGAAUCGGCCGGGUAGUCAAGGUAACACGGGCGGGGCGCCACAAAAUGUCGGGUCUCAGCGGUUGUUGGACAUUGCAGCUCGUGGGGAGGUGCAGGAUCGGGCCCUUUGGUAUCCGACUGUUGUUGCUACGAAUGCCAAAGGGGCGUCUACAGCGUUAGUGGGAUCUGCACAAACGAUCGUCGACUCGAUUCUGGAUUAUGUUGAUUUGGGUGCGGAACUGAUCUCCAUCCGUGGGUAUGACAACCUCAAUGAUGCGAUUGAUUAUGGACGUUAUAUCCUGCCACCUGUGCGUGAGGUGCUGCAGGGACGAGAGGCUAAACCUACGGCUUAA
This is a messenger RNA of Aspergillus alliaceus, 1086 nucleotides long. Its product is annotated as LLM class flavin-dependent oxidoreductase. Lineage: Eukaryota; Fungi; Ascomycota; Eurotiomycetes; Eurotiales; Aspergillaceae. Gene Ontology annotation, molecular function: oxidoreductase activity, acting on paired donors, with incorporation or reduction of molecular oxygen. Bases 1 to 1086 code for a protein of 361 amino acids. The transcript has a single exon. The record is from RefSeq and is a predicted model, not a curated record.